Solanum pennellii is the source of this 1424-nucleotide messenger RNA. RefSeq names its product GDP-mannose 4,6 dehydratase 1. The transcript has a single exon. Gene Ontology annotation, molecular function: GDP-mannose 4,6-dehydratase activity. The record is from RefSeq and is a predicted model, not a curated record. Bases 115 to 1206 code for a protein of 363 amino acids. Gene Ontology annotation, biological process: GDP-mannose metabolic process. NCBI's taxonomy places the organism in Eukaryota, Viridiplantae, Streptophyta, Magnoliopsida, Solanales, Solanaceae.
UGUGUUAUAGUUAGACUUGAUUCAAUUAAUUUGACAAGUACUCACUCAAUAAGCGUUUACUAUAAAACUCCAACGUACAAAUUCAAGAAAAAAUUAACUUCGUGUCACCGAAAAAUGGCAUCCGAUAGAUCUGAAUCGACCGGAGAUUCCAAUGGCGAUCGCCGGAAAGUAGCUCUGAUCACCGGCAUUACUGGCCAAGACGGGUCGUAUCUGACUGAAUUCCUUCUCGACAAGGGCUAUGAAGUUCAUGGACUGAUUCGUAGAUCCUCCAAUUUCAACACCCAACGAGUUAAUCACAUCUAUAUCGAUCCUCACAAUGUCCAUAAGGCACGCAUGAAGCUUCACUAUGCCGAUCUUACCGAUGCCUCUUCUCUCCGCCGUUGGAUUGAUACAAUUCAGCCUGAUGAGGUUUACAACCUCGCCGCACAGUCUCAUGUUGCCGUCUCCUUUGAGAUCCCUGAUUACACCGCCGACGUUGUCGCCACCGGUGCUCUCCGUCUUCUGGAGGCUGUCCGUUCUCACAUUUCUGCUACUGGAAGAUCAAACAUCCGUUACUACCAAGCUGGUUCAUCUGAGAUGUUCGGAUCCACCCCACCGCCGCAAUCUGAAUCUACACCCUUCCACCCUAGAUCCCCUUACGCUGUAUCUAAGUGCGCCGCGCAUUGGUACACUGUUAAUUACCGAGAAGCGUACGGGAUCUUCGCCUGUAAUGGGAUCCUGUUCAAUCAUGAAUCUCCCAGGCGGGGUGAGAACUUUGUCACUAGGAAGAUCACUCGUGCUGUGGGUCGGAUCAAGAUCGGGCUACAGAGCAAGCUGUUUUUGGGGAAUCUGCAGGCAUCCAGGGAUUGGGGUUUCGCUGGGGACUAUGUAGAAGCAAUGUGGAUGAUGCUGCAGCAAGAGAAACCGGAUGAUUAUGUGGUAGCAACGGAGGAGUCUCACACGGUAGAGGAGUUCUUGGAAGAGGCAUUUGGUUCUGUAGGGUUGAAAUGGUCGGAUCAUGUGGUGAUUGAUAAGAGGUACUUUAGGCCUACAGAAGUUGAUAAUCUUAAGGGUGAUUCGAGCAAGGCGAGGAAAGUUUUGGGAUGGAAGCCCAAAGUUGGAUUCAAACAACUUGUGAAGAUGAUGGUAGACGAGGAUGUCGAGUUGGCUAAAAGGGAGAAGGUUCUUGUUGAUGCUGGUUACAUGGAUGCUCAACAACAGCCUUGAAAACUCUCUGUAAUGCCACACUUACAUUUGCUAUUUACUUUGCUCUAGUUGGAAACUGAGACACCAUGCUAUUUUCUCUUGUUAUUGUUGUUCGUUCAUGACUUCGUUUAAAUACAAAACAUAUAUGAGUCAUCUUAUUGGAUCAAAGAGAAUUGUUUAACUUUGAGAAAUCAUAUUCAAAUGAAUGUGCACUAGUUAUUUUGGUUUUGCUACUUCAA